Molecule: messenger RNA, 3129 nt
Organism: Apis cerana (Asiatic honeybee)
Lineage: Eukaryota; Metazoa; Arthropoda; Insecta; Hymenoptera; Apidae
Gene: Lis-1
Product: LisH and WD40 domain-containing Lis-1
Biological process (GO): ribosomal large subunit assembly
Cellular component (GO): nucleolus
Molecular function (GO): protein binding
Source: RefSeq, a predicted model, not a curated record
UUUCGCAGGCGCCACCUUGUGAGACAGUCCUAUCGCAGAAGUUAUCUCCAGUAGUUCUUCGGUGGUUGUGUUCGUCCGGUUUUCCUGUGAUUUUUUUUCCGAUCUCAAAGGAUCCCGGUUAUUACUACUCCGACAAAAAGAGCGAUGUCGAUGGCUGGGUAUUAAACUAAUCAGGAGCUGACUGGAGAAGAAUCUAGUCGCGCUCAUUUGAAUCACUGUUGAGUAUCAGCCAAUAAACACACGCAAGGAUCAUGAAAAUGGUGCUGUCUCAACGUCAGAGGGAGGAGUUAAAUAAGGCGAUUGCGGAUUAUCUCAGCACCAAUGGUUAUCAAGAUGCGCUUGAGGCGUUUAAGAAAGAAGCCGAUAUGCCUGGGGAAGUGGAGAGAAAAUAUGGAGGUCUUCUGGAAAAGAAGUGGACCUCGGUCAUACGCUUGCAAAAGAAGGUAAUGGAACUGGAAUCCAAACUCUCUGAAGCUGAGAAGGAAUUCAUCGAAGGAGCACCGACACGUAGCAAACGAUCACCAUCCGAGUGGAUACCAAGGCCACCCGAAAAAUACAGUCUUACUGGACACAGAGCUCCUAUCAACAGAGUUAUUUUCCAUCCGGUUUUUAGUCUUAUAGUAUCUGCCAGCGAAGAUGCCACUAUCAAGGUGUGGGACUUCGAAAGCGGCGAAUUCGAAAGAACGUUGAAGGGGCACACUGACAGCGUACAGGACGUUUCCUUCGAUGUCUCCGGGAAACUGUUAGUCUCAUGCAGUGCAGACAUGUCUAUUAAGUUAUGGGACUUUCACCAGUCGUUCGCCUGCGUGAAAACCAUGCACGGACAUGAUCAUAGUGUCAGCUCUGUCGCAUUUGUGCCACAAGGGGAUUUCGUAGUGAGCGCCUCUAGGGAUAAGACCAUCAAAAUAUGGGAAGUAGCGACAGGGUAUUGUGUUAAAACGUUAACGGGGCACAGAGAAUGGGUGCGGAUGGCCAGAGUCAGUCCUUGCGGAGAAUUAAUAGCUAGUUGCUCGAACGACCAAACGGUACGAGUUUGGCACGUGGCAACGAAGGAAACAAAGGUCGAACUCAGAGAUCACGAACACGUAGUGGAGUGUAUCGCAUGGGCACCGGACAGUGCAAGAGCAUCGAUCAACGCUGCAGCAGGGGCAGACAAUAAGGGUGCCCAUGAAGGACCUUUCCUCGCAUCUGGCUCGCGAGAUAAAGUAAUUCGUGUGUGGGAUGUCGGUGCCGGUGUUUGUCUUUUCGCCCUCUUGGGACACGACAACUGGGUCCGCGGCAUCGUCUUCCAUCCUGGUGGCAAGUUCAUCGUCAGUGCCUCUGACGAUAAGACCCUGCGAGUCUGGGACACGCGCAACAAACGGGUAAUGAAAACCCUUGAGGCGCACGUCCACUUCUGCACCUCCGUUGAUUUUCACAAAAGCCAUCCUUAUGUGGUCACCGGUAGUGUCGAUCAAACGGUGAAGAUCUGGGAGUGCCGCUAGUCACCAAAACAUCAGGGUCUCGUUGAACCUUCGUCGAGAAAGAAAGAUUUUGGAGAGAAGGCGAACGAUGCGCGUCGAAUUCGAUGAAAACGGCCGAGAGAGUAAGCUGCUACAAACAAAAAAAGUUAUCGUACAUACUACUAUUAUUAAUAUUAAUAUUAUUAUACACACAUAAACAUGUACGAUUAAGAGCUCUUUAAUUAAUUUAUAAUAAAGUAUAAUUAGUAAUUAUUAAUAUUACAUAUACGUUUUACGGUAAUGAACUGCACGAUUCGAGGAGAGUCGGUCGAGAUUAAUUUUCUUUCGUGAGGAGGACAUUGCCAUAAUUUCAUCGACGGUUAAAAAAAAGGGGAAAAAGAAAAAAAGAAGAAAGAAAGGAAAUUCAAGUCGCGUGACUAUCAAAAAAAAAAAAAUAAUAAUACAACAUUGUACAUGUUCAUUCGAAUGAUUGAUCGAUCGUUCAUCCCUUUGCGAAGUGUGCUACUAAUUGCUAUACACAUCUGGCUUGUUAAAACGUGUCGUCCUCCUCGAUCCACCGACGAUAAUGGGAAUUUCGGGUGUGUGUCAUGUCUCCGAGAUACAAGAAGAAUCAUGGUCGCUCGUUCUCAUUUGCUGACCUCUCCUCGAGCGUUCUUGACGAUGUGACAUCCGAAGAUGACACCGAGAUACGUAUGACACACAGAGAUACACACAUAUACGCGUGUGCGCAUACACGUAUUAAAAGAAGGAAGCAUAGAGAGCGUGAACCGUUUCACCGAGUAUGCCGAGCGUCAAUUUAAUCGAGUACGUAGCAUGUUCCUUCGUACAAAGCAACCGUAUAAGAUGUAAUAACAAAAGUGCGAACGCGUGUGACGAACGUAGGGAACAGAUUUUCAGAUUGAAUAAUAAUUGGAAAUCAACGAGCGUUUGUUUGGAACGUUUUAUCCGUAUAAUGUAUUUGCGUACCGCUCUUCAUGCGACAAAAAUAUUUCGAAUUAUUUCUCUCGACAACAAGAAAGGGAUUGGCCGAAGGCGAACGCGACGCAAAGAAAUGUACCGAUAAAAAAAAUGAAAUGAAAUGGCUUUCGGCAGUGCGUGGCGUCCAAUCAACGUGCAUUAUUAAUAUUAGAAGGACGGCCGAGUGGAGCGUGCGAUAAAAAAAGAAAAAAAAAAAAAAAAAGAAAAACAUGAAAAAUAAACGUGCAAGCGUGUAUUCGUAUGGAAGUACUUCAGCCGCAUAAUUCGUUGCGUGGGUCCCGAGAUAUGAGGGGUACUAGUUGUAUAUUUAGCUCUAAACUACUAUUAGCGGUAGCGCAGACGUAACGUAGACAAGAGAGAGAAAAAAAAAAAAAAAGGAAAGGGAAAAAUAGAAUCAGGCCACGAGUGUACGAUCGAUCGGUACACACAACACACACAUAUACUUACGCAGCCAUUCGUCGAGACUUCGUGUAACAAUGCUUAAUUAAUUAAGGCCGAUUUUUCAAAUCAUAUCUAAUUAUCCGCUAUCACAUUUUUCCUACCAUUUUUCCUUCCUCGUCUAAGUAAGCGCCUCCCUCUUGCUCGUGUCCAUUCGUUCCCCUUAAAUUCCGAGACCAUUUGACUCGAUGUCGUCUAAAAGUAAAUUAUUAUUUUGUUGAAAAAAUAAAAAGGAAAUUCUCAUUAAAUC